GGCGACGGCGCCGCCGGCUUGUCCUUCUUGUACGGCUCAGCAGCCUUGGCGGCGGGCUUGGCGGCCUUCUUCACUUCCUUGCCGGGCAUUUCUCUUCAAUCCACUGCAGCAACCAGGCAGCCAUAACACACACACAACAAAGAAGAAAGAAGGCAAAAAAGAAUGGGUUGCCAUCAGUAGUAACACCGCUGGGAAUGGAGAAUGUCAGCCACCAACAUCGCAUAGCGAUGGGCGAAAGCAAAUGAUUAAAUUGGAAAGAAUGCAAAAUGAAAACAAAAACGCACACAAGCCAUCCGGAGGUGGGCACACAAACACACGCACACACCAUGGACAUACUCGCCCUCUACGCAACAAUCGCGGCGGCGUCGUUGCCAGCGCUGCGGUUGCGCUUCUUGCGAAGCUCAGCCCGGGAGCGGAGGGACAGCUGAAGUCCACCCCACUGGCGGCGGAUGACGUCGCUGCGAGCAAGGAAGCGCGCGUUGACAGAGCGGACGAGGUU
This is a messenger RNA of Trypanosoma grayi, 499 nucleotides long. RefSeq lists its product as hypothetical. The record is from RefSeq and is a predicted model, not a curated record. The transcript has a single exon. The annotation marks the transcript as partial. NCBI's taxonomy places the organism in Eukaryota, Euglenozoa, Kinetoplastea, Trypanosomatida, Trypanosomatidae.